Molecule: messenger RNA, 821 nt
Organism: Spodoptera frugiperda (fall armyworm)
Lineage: Eukaryota; Metazoa; Arthropoda; Insecta; Lepidoptera; Noctuidae
Exons: 11
Coding region: 99-800 (233 amino acids)
Source: RefSeq, a predicted model, not a curated record
CGCAAGUCAAUUUCACGGCAAUCAGUCAAAUGUUAUUACAGUUAUAAACUGAAAGUUAUUUUUUAUAACAUACACAAAUCAGUUGAUUGAAUUAUGAAAUGGAUUCCGCUGUACUUAUAUUUGUUUUUACUUUAAUUAUUAAUAUUUUGAAAUGCGAAGCUAUUACAUUGGAAGAUACAAUAAAUUUGCUAUUGAAAUACAGAAGGAGUCUACAAACAGAGAAGGAUGGCAAAGAUAAAAUCAUAAACACGAAUCCACAGACGAAAAAAUAUAGAAGUAGUUUUUACGGUGCCGAUGAAGAUGAAGAUGAAAUAAGUUACAGAAGAGCUUUUGUUAGUGCGGAAGACCUUGGAGAUUUCAGAAAAAACACGAAGUAUGAAUUCGAUCCCAACGAUUUGUAUAAAACAAAUCGUCGAUUAUAUGACUCCCAUGCUGGCAUGAGGUCACCAAUCAUUGGGGCUCCAAGGGUACCGAGUCACCUGCCCGAAGCUGAAGCCAUUCUCCCAGGGCAUACAUUGAUUAGACCAGCUCUGGGAAUGCUUAAAUCUGCUGUCAAGUUCCCACACAAAGAUUUGGACAAUGGUGCUGGAGUUUAUGGGAAUAUUGAUAGUUUGGGCAUCACAUACGGCGGUACAGGUGAACGGAUAUUGUACACUGGAUUCAGAAGAAAUAAUAAUGACUUCUCACUACCAGAAUCGAGUGAUUCAUUAAACUUCAGACCAAGAUACAUUAUAGCACUCGUGCGCAAGAAACCACGAAAUAAGGUAACAUACAAAUACAAUAACUACGACAAUAACUGAAAAUAAAUGCUUUGACUUUGA